AUGGCUCCGUCAGCUGUGAGUGAAGCCGCUGGUACGCCGUCAGAGCUGCCAGACGAGGUUAACAAGCCGCCAGAGGGCGUUAUCUUGCCACCAAAGGAUAUCAAAGUUAUUGUCGAGAAGACCGCGGGUUUCGUUGCGCGUAACGGACAUGUUUUCGAAGACCGAGUGAGGGAGAAAGAGAAGAACAAUACCAAGUUCUGCUUUCUAAACCCGCAUGAUGCCUACGCCCCCUUUUACGCAUGGAGACUGAGCGAGAUCAAGGCCGGCAGAGGGACAGAUGUGUCUGCCGGGCGCGCUGGAGAGGCCGCGCCAGUCAAGAAGGAAGAGGAGACAAACGCCCCCAAGCCGCCGCCGGAGUUCCAGUUCUCAGCCCGGAUGCCCAAUAUAAACGCGCUGGAUUUGGAGGUAGUCAAGCUGACGGCAUUAUUUGUGGCUAAGAGAGGGAAAUCGUUCAUGACAUCUCUAUCCCAGCGCGAGACGAGAAACUUCCAGUUCGACUUUCUUCGGCCGCAGCACAGUUUAUAUCAGUUUUUCACGAGGCUAGUGGAUCAGUACCGAGAAUUGCUACAGGUUGAGGGCCGAGAGAGUGCCGUGACGGAGGAACAGCGUCGGGCAGACCUGCGGGAGAAUGUGAAGAACAAAUACAACGUUCUUGGGCGCGCAAAGCAACGAGCAGAAUGGGUGAAAUACCAGGAAAUGCAGAAGCUGCAAAAGGAGGAAGAAGAGGAGGAAGAGAAGGUGGCAUACGCGCAGAUCGACUGGCAUGACUUUGUGGUGGUUGAGACGGUGCUGUUCACAGAGGCAGACGACCAGACAGAGCUACCACCCCCAACAUCGCUGAACGACCUACAGACUGCGUCACUCGAGCAGAAGGCGAUGAUGUCCCUGCAGCCUCAUGACAGACGAAUAGAAGAAGCCAUGCCCACGGAAGAUGACUCGACGACAUACUACAACGCAACAACAGACACAGUACACCAACCUUCUCUCCCCAUCCUACAACCACAACGCCCUAUCUCCACCGGCCCUAUACAACCACCAGCACAGUCACCGUCGCCUUUCCCUUCAACAGCAGUCACUUCCGCCUCUCUCUCUCCCGCCCCGAUGCCAGCAACCGCAUCUCCCACCCCGUCCGCGGCAGCAAUACCAGAUCAGCUUCCAGCUCGAGACCGGAUGCGCGCAGCUCCAUCACCUUCACCUCUACCCGGCCAACCACCCAUGCGCAUUCGAUCAGACUACGUUCCUCGUGCGCAGGCCAAACAUCUCUCAAACGCCAACCAGCCUACAUCCAUAUGUCCCAAUUGCAGACAGCAAAUUCCCAUUGCAGAGAUGGAGCAGCACAUGCGCAUUGAACUACAGGAUCCACGCUGGAAGGAACAGCGCGCUAAAGCCGAGGCGCGGUUUGCCAGUACAAAUUUGUCUACCGCCGACGUAGCAAAUAACCUGAAACGCCUAGCCAGUCAGAGAAGCGACGUGUUUGACCCAGUGCUGUCCGGCGGCGCUGCGGCAUCAGGCCAAGCCGAAGCUGAAGACGAAGAAAUUAGACGGAAGAGAGUAGCUGUUGGCCCCAAUGGAGUGCCUGUGAAAUUGAGCGCACCUGUUCCGCAGCACCAACAGCAGUCAUACUCACAACCACACGCCCUGCCUGCACAUCCUCAGGCACACGCCCGUGCCCACGCCCACGCCCACUCCCACGCUCACUCUCAUGCCCAUACCCAUACCCAUGCACCAGGUACGGUACCGGGAAUGCCUCCCGGAGCACCAGGAACCAUGCCUCUAGCUCCAGGGGUAGGACCACCGGGCGUGGGCAUCCCUAGACCAAGCAGCAAGCCGCCCACGAUGCGCGAACUGCCUCAGCCACCUAUACAGAAGCCACCGCCUGUUCAAUCGCAGACACCCGAGGAGAAACCAGAUACACCACCGGUGAAUAUUAACGAGCAAAUAAGGAAGAUUCACGAGAAGAUGAAGCAGUGA
Nannizzia gypsea CBS 118893 is the source of this 1971-nucleotide messenger RNA. RefSeq names its product splicing factor 3 subunit 1. NCBI's taxonomy places the organism in Eukaryota, Fungi, Ascomycota, Eurotiomycetes, Onygenales, Arthrodermataceae. The transcript is spliced from 3 exons. Bases 1 to 1971 code for a protein of 656 amino acids. Gene Ontology annotation, biological process: mRNA cis splicing, via spliceosome; regulation of alternative mRNA splicing, via spliceosome. Gene Ontology annotation, cellular component: U2-type prespliceosome; U2 snRNP; catalytic step 2 spliceosome. The record is from RefSeq and is a predicted model, not a curated record. Gene Ontology annotation, molecular function: RNA binding.